Cylas formicarius (sweet potato weevil) is the source of this 1402-nucleotide messenger RNA. RefSeq names its product trypsin-7. Gene Ontology annotation, molecular function: serine-type endopeptidase activity. The transcript has 7 exons. Lineage: Eukaryota; Metazoa; Arthropoda; Insecta; Coleoptera; Brentidae. The record is from RefSeq and is a predicted model, not a curated record. The coding region runs from base 171 to 1349 and encodes 392 amino acids. Gene Ontology annotation, biological process: proteolysis.
UUCGACGAUCGUCCCGUUACCUUUCUGACCGGUUGUUGUUUACCGUUGGUCCGCCGAAAACAACGCGUUAAUUCUGGCGCCAUUUUAGUUUUCGUCGCAAAGAAAAAAAUAUGAGUUGGGCCGUCGAAAUCUAGUCAUCUUGCGGGAAAUUUUUCGAAAAUGCGCGAGAAAUGCGCCUCGUGUACUGGGUGUUUCUGUGUCAUUGGCACGUGGCUAUGGCAUUCUGGGUUGACUGGAAGUGGUUCGGCGGUGCUAUCGACGGCAAUGACGGUAUAGGAGGUACCGGGAGGGUUUUUGUUACGAUGUUCGGCUAUCCGGCAAAAUGCGAACGGCAAGGGUUGUCACACCCGUGCACGUUGUCAUUGGCGUGCUGGUUUGUCGGAGGAUCGAGCCAGGAAGGUUGCGGCGCAUCCGCUUGGCUGGUAGCGUGCUGCGUUACGUCUCGGAAUGUCCAUCAUCAGGAUUACGCCGCUAAAAUUAUCGAGCAGGACGCAAAUACCAUAGAAACUAGGGAAUCACCUGGUGUUGCGAUACAAAGAAGACGUGACAUCAUUGAGGUCGACGACUUUUGCGGCUUAUCGUCAGACAGGACGUUGAGGAAGCGGAUUGUGGGUGGGAGUGAGGCCGAUUUCGCACAGUUUCCCUGGCAGGCCUACAUUAAAAUUCGGGCAUUCCAGUGUGGAGGCGUUUUGGUCUCCAGAAAUUUCGUCGCCACCGCAGCCCAUUGCGUCCUAUCCGCCAGAAUGACGGACAUUUUGGUCUAUUUGGGUGAACUCGACACUCAGGACACCGGCAAAGUGGAAGAAUUAGCACCGUCCGAAUUGCACAGGGUGCGGAGGGUAAUUUUCCAUCCGAAAUUUCGAUACAAGGCGACGCAACCCGAUAGGUAUGACUUGGCCUUGUUGGAAUUGAUAACGGAAGCGGGCUACAACUUUCACAUCUCUCCCAUUUGCCUGCCCGACGAGGACCUCAGCCUCGCAGGAAGGGUAGCCGUGGUGGCGGGUUGGGGUAAAAUCAACCCCGCGAACCACUUGGUUGGAACAAACUUGUUGAGAAGCGUUGCGGUACCCAUUUUAGACAUCAAGGAGUGUAUGGCAUGGCAUAAGAUCCGACAAAUUACGGUGGAGCUCCACGACGAGAUGAUGUGUGCGGGGCAUAAACUGGGAAAACACGACGCGUGCCUGGGGGACUCGGGGGGACCGCUGAUCCUUUUGAGCAAAGGGAGGUGGACUCUGGUGGGGAUAACUAGCGCGGGAUUUGGCUGUGGGGAGCCCCACCAACCCGGCAUCUACCACAAGGUCUCGGUCACCGCCACUUGGAUUAGGAACGUCAUCCAGGGUCGCCGAUGAUUUUAUUUAAUUUAGUCCAUGCGUUUACUUGCUGUUAUUGUAAAUAAUACAAA